UAUAUGCGAACUGGAUUGUAAUUGUUAUAUUAACAAUAAAUUUGAUACCGUAACUGAAAUGCACUUAGAAAUUAAACAGGACGAACAUAAAAUUUAUCAUAAUUAUGUAGAACAUAGUUUGUUCAUAAUAUUUGUUUGUGUUUUUAUUUGUGGAAUAUUCUGUAUCCUUUUCAUAAACAAAUGUCUCAUCCGAAGAAAGGUAGCACCAAAUUCUAACGUCAGCAAUCCAGAGACACUAAAUCCGACAUUUUCUUCAGCCGAUAGCGAAGUCAUGCCAUGGUACAAACGUCUGCUGCUCGGAAUUUCUCGUAAGGGAAAUACAGACGUUGGUACUGCACGAAAAAGCAAUCACUGAAAGGAACCAAGUUCUGGGCCCGAGAUUGUUCUGACUUCUCACAACUUUAAAGAUCUGUAAACGCUAUUUGCAAAUAAAAUUGAACGUUUGAACAAAAUCUACGUAUUCAAGAUUCGCGUCAAUAUUUACACUACAAAGAAAGAAAAACUUAAUAUUAUAUAUGAGAUUUGAGGUUUUUUUAUGGUUUGCGAGACAUUUACAUUUAAUUUUGUCGUGCUAGACCUGGAUAGUAUUUUUGGUUGAGUCUAAUGCUAGCAGAUUAUAUCUCAUAAGGGUGGGUUUGACAAGGACAGAUAUCGGAAUAGUAAAACAUUUUACAGACUGCAAUGCAUUCUCUUUUUCCCGAACUGUAUUACUUGUACCCCAUAUUUUCGAUAUUCCUAACAUUUAUGUGUAUAAAGUUACUAAGGAGAGCAUAAAAAUAAAGUUACAAUUUAAUUAUAAGUUCAUUAUUUAGGUGAAUGAUAAAAUUCAAAAUAAUUAUCUUUAUAUUUAUUGUAUGCAUAAAGUGCCUAUGAAACUGAAUAAAAAAAUAAUAUUUUUGAUCCCUAAAGGCAAUAAUGGCCUAAGCCACUUAAGUUAAUAAAUAUAUUCAUAUGUUAUAGUUGAUUAUAAUAAUUAUGAGUUACCAACUUUGUUAAUAAAUAGUGUUCAAAAUAUUUCAGUGCUUAUUGCCGUAAAUGUUUUUCUUCAGUAUUGUCACAAUUUGUUCCUGACAUUAUUAAAAAAAAACAGUUACAUCCAGUUGUUUUAAUUUAUUACGAGUUAUUAAAAUGCAACAUAUGGGAUACUUUAAGAUUCAGAUAACUGCGUUCUGAACGUGAACACGUCUGUUCCGAACAAGUUCAGAAGCAGUGAACAAUAUUUAAACAACACGAUUCCUUUACGUAAGUCUAUUUGUCUUCAUUGCGCAUGACUCAUUGUUUAUCUGACAUUAGGUGUACAAACAAUUAAAAGAAAUUUACGACCUGUUCAUGUGACUUAAGCCUUGAAAACCGAAAGAAUUUGAGUGCCUUCUGAAAAGACAUUUAACUGCAAAAGACAUCUGGAAAACAGAACGAACAGAGGAACGAAAUUAGAAAUGGAAUUCAAGACUAGAAUAUUAUAAAACCAGGUUUCGAACCAUGAAGAUAAUAAUGUUACUUGUCGAAACAUGUUUCUGGUCUUUCAAACACACACUGGUAGUACCUUCAUCAAGAUAAUUAUAUAUUCCGAAAUGAAAAACUGCUGAGCAUAAACGAAAAUAAAAGUGAUCAAGAACAGAAAUCAACAUCAGGUUGUUUCGGUGGAAACUACAAUUUUUUUUGAAAUUCUGCCGCAGUCUAAAACAGAAACUGCGCUGAAUUUUAAGUGGUUUACAAGCAGCAAGAGAUCUUUACUAUCAAAAAUGCAGUUCACUAACGCAAAGCGUACAAGAUUCGGACACUGCAUUCCUUUCAUUGUCUUGAUAUCCACAAUGAACGUAAACAGCAAAAUCUGCCUCAACGUCUGUGAAUGUCUCGGGGAAGAAGAAUAUAUAUUAGCGGACUGUUCAGGGCGUAACUUGAACAGAAUACCCGACAACAACAAUGUAACACUGUACUACAUUGACUUAUCCAAUAAUAUCAUCGAUGAAAUUAGAACGUAUGAUCUACGUGGGUACAAAGGAAUUCAUAUAUUGAACCUCAGCAACAACGGGAUUAGCAACAUUGAUGAAAAUUUAUUUCAUGAGUUGGUUAACCUGACGCAUAUUUAUCUGUCAGAAAACAACAUUUCCUACGUGCCACCUACCGUAUUUACUCGAAACUUAAAUUUAAAGAAAUUAUAUUUGAAAGGCAAUCCUUUAUCACUCUCGAAUCACACAUCAAUUUUGGUGUCAGAUUCUAUCACAUAUCUGGACAUUUCUUUUAGUAAUAUCACCCUUUUGCCUGCAGGAUGUUUCAUUUCUAUCCCCAAUCUUGUAGCAAUACGAUUAGAUGGAAAUAUAUUCACGAAUAUCAGUACUGAAACUUUCGAGCCUCUUCGAAAUUUAAAAGAAAUCUACAUGGAAUCAGAAAAAGGUGUUGUGGCAUCGUUCUGUGCGUUUCAGAAUUACCUUGCAAAACGCGAAAUUAAUUACUAUGGACCUUCUGUUUGCACUGACGAUAGCCAAAGUACAGCACCUCCCAUAUUAAAAGAAACUGCUCCCGUUUCCGCUGCAGUCGAGCUUAACCAAACACGAGAAGCAGUUGGUUUAGUCGUGCCAAGGACAAAACCCGAUAUAUUAGAAACAUCCACACCGUGUCCAAAACAGUUAUCACCCACCUUUAACGAGAGACACCAAACAGCAAACAUAUCAUCAAUUAUACAUACACAAAUUUCUGAAAACAUCAGCUACGAAACACAUACUCACGUAGAGUCAACUUCGGAGUCUCUACAAAGAAAUUAUUCAUCAAAAUCUGCGAUCACUGCCAUAAAUACUCUAACAAUUUACGUAACUUUGAUGUUUGUAUUAUUAAUUGAGUAAAGACUAACAAAGUACUACCAUAAUUAACGCAAUACGAUCUAUUAUGUUGUUACGAAAUCUCGUGAGUAUAUUCUUAAACGAAAGUGUAAUUAUUUUCAUUUAUGUACUUACAUC
Zootermopsis nevadensis is the source of this 2954-nucleotide messenger RNA. The record is from RefSeq and is a predicted model, not a curated record. NCBI's taxonomy places the organism in Eukaryota, Metazoa, Arthropoda, Insecta, Blattodea, Termopsidae.